AUGCCUGGUCAGAUUCAGCAAUAUGAUACAUUGGACGAAAGUGAUAGUUCUAAUAAUGGGUUGUUUGUACAGCAUUUGAAAGGUUGUUCAUUCAGUAUAGCUGAGAACAAAGAAUUCGAGACAGAGUUGAUUCUACCUGACAGAACAUGUUCAACCAAAGAUGAGGUAAACCCAGACAAAUCUUUUAAAGAAAGAGCUGACAAUGAGCAACCUUUGCCACCGGCACAAUGGGGAUGUGAACCAGAACACCUGGAGUUCUCAUCAUUUGUAACAUUGAAAAUCUUCUUGAAAGAGCUGGGUGAUAUACUCGAAUCGGAGCUGAGAUGUCACCCUUACAACACUGUUGGUAGCUUUCUGGCAUUCUAUGAUGCCUUCGUCAAGCAGGCGCGCCCUCUGGAGGAAUUCUAUCAUAGCUAUCAGCCCUCUGUACUUCCCGAGAGUCUUUCAUGCGUCGGGUUAGGUUAUUCUUUGAUAGAUAGUAUGAGAUCCGUUCUCGAUGUGUGUUACCCCGAGUUGAAGUCUUCUUUGUUUCUUGCAUCCUGUGAGGAGAUGAUCGUAGACGUUGAUUCUUAUGUGAGGUGCACCCCUUCGUCCCUCAACUGCAGCGUGAAGGAGCACGUCUUGGUGGUCGUGAGGAUCAUGGUGGAGGAGAGGGAGGGUUACAUUUUGUUAGACCCCGGUUAUCAUGUCAACAUUCCAGUGGUAGUCAUGGCCGACGGCCUCUACCCCAAUACAGGUUGGUUUUUGUCGAGUGAGACUGCCAAAUCUAAAAAGGAGUACUGCUACGAGGUGGACGAAGGCAGGAAUUACCUGAAGUGGUCCGUGAAGGACACUCGAAACGGGAAGGUUAACAGCUGGACGAACCUGAUUUACGUCGGUCAGAAGUUUUUGAGCGCUAUCGAUGUUGCGGAGAAGAGGAAUAUAGUUUUUAACUUCAGAACGAUCGUUUCGAGGGAUAACAAACAGCCCGUUGCUGGCCUGUAUUGCAAUUUGGAAGGGGAGGAGAAGUUUACCUUUUUUUAUAACAAUCAAUUAUGCCAGCGCCAAGAUGUUAAGAUUCCGUUUGAGUAUUUUCAAGGGUGUAGGGAAAAUAAUCAUUUUGAGUUUGCUAUUUCAGCCUGUGCAGCUCAGAUUGGGUACAACGAUAGUUUAUUGUCUGAAAUGAUAAAUAGGGUGAUCGAAGCUUACUUUAACAUUGAUUUUAUGCCAUUUGUUCGUUUAAUCAACAAUAAAAUUGAUGAAUAAUUUUUUGAUUUUUCUUUUUAUACUUUUGGUUUAAUAAAGUCUUUGCAAGUGCAA
Parasteatoda tepidariorum (common house spider) is the source of this 1299-nucleotide messenger RNA. The record is from RefSeq and is a predicted model, not a curated record. Lineage: Eukaryota; Metazoa; Arthropoda; Arachnida; Araneae; Theridiidae.